Molecule: messenger RNA, 1386 nt
Organism: Neoarthrinium moseri
Lineage: Eukaryota; Fungi; Ascomycota; Sordariomycetes; Amphisphaeriales; Apiosporaceae
Exons: 1
Coding region: 1-1386 (461 amino acids)
Biological process (GO): transmembrane transport
Cellular component (GO): fungal-type vacuole membrane
Molecular function (GO): transmembrane transporter activity
Source: RefSeq, a predicted model, not a curated record
AUGGCAUUUCGAGACGAAGUAUCGAACUCCACUAAAUCGAAAGAAUCGAAAACAAAUUCAGGAUUGUUCCAAUACUGGACCCGAUCUGUGCCAAGUCAACCACCGCCAGACGGUGGACUUACUGCUUGGCUUCAAGUUCUUGCGUCCUUUCUUAUCAAUCUCAACAACUUUGGCCUCGCCAACAGCUUCGGGGUAUUCCAGACAUAUUAUGAGAGCAAUCUUCUGCGACAAUAUAGUUCAUCUUCGAUUUCAUGGAUCGGGACACUCCAGGUAUCAUUGAUCCUCAUCAUAGGCGUCAUCUCGGGCCCCUUAUUCGACCUGGGCUACUUCUAUCCUAUCUUGGUCGCCUCUACUCUCACGCUCACUUUUUCACUCAUGAUGCUGAGUUUAGCAACACAAUACUACCAAGUCAUGCUGACUUGGGGUGUGUUGGGCGGUAUAUGCACGGGCUUCUUAUACAUCCCUAGCGUUGCCAUGAUCCCUUUGUACUUCACAUCUCGUCGUGGCCUUGCUCUUGGUUGUGCAACUGCGGGAGGAUCUUUCGGCGGCGUGAUCUAUCCCAUAGUUGUCCGCCGCUUAUUGGACGUCGCCGGCUUUGGAUGGGCUUGUCGUGCUAUUGCAUUCAUCGCACUCUUUACCCUCAGCGUCGCCACGGUCCUCCUCAAGCCAAGUGCUCAAGCCGCGAGGAAACCGACGAGGCAGCUUUUUGACAAGUCUAUCAUCAAAGACCGAGCUUUUGCUACUUUUACCGUAGCAUCAUUCUUCAUGUGGCUUGGCUUUCUGGUCCCUUACAUCCUGACGCCGUCGUUCUGUCUCGUGGGUCUCGAUCAUCCUGUCUCUGAGGAUAUCGCAUACUAUAUGCUAGCUGUUCCGAACGCUGCACAAAUGCUUGGGAGGAUCAUACCGGCAGCGCUUGUGGAUCACAAAUUUCUGGGGGCGGAAACUAUUCUUAUGUUUAACGCCGCAGUGACUGGAAUCUUGGCACUAUGCUGGAUUGCUGUUCACAACCUGGGCGGUUUCGCAGCCUUUCUCGUCCUUUACGGAUUCUUUUCCGGUGCUGUGACUACGCUUCCGGCAUUCAUUAUACCUUAUCUUUCCCCGUCUCUGGCAGUCAUUGGCACUCGGAUGGGAAUUGUAUAUGGUGCAGCGGGCUUUGGUGCUCUCAUUGGUGCUCCAGUGGGCCUGGCCGCAGAUGCCGCCUAUGGUGGCCAGCAUAAUCGUGCAUUUCUAGGUGCUCAAUUGUGGAAUGGCGUGACAAUCCUCUUUGCUUCUUGCCUUUGUGUCUAUCCUCUUUUUGAGGCACGAAAACGGAGACUUGCAAUCGCAGCAAAAGCCAAAACAGAGAAUGAAGUGACGGCUCAGGCUCCAUCGGCCAAACCCACCUAG